Messenger RNA from Prunus armeniaca (apricot), 330 nucleotides. Lineage: Eukaryota; Viridiplantae; Streptophyta; Magnoliopsida; Rosales; Rosaceae. The record is from the annotation of a GenBank genome assembly.
AUGGCUGUAUCAAGAGGAAUGCUUUUACUUUGCCUAGGGACACUUAUGGUAAGUGUGGUCUUGAUCAAAGUGGCUGAGGCUAAUGACCACCAUUCUGGUCCCUGUCAUGGGGACCCGAACAAAGGCGAUCAAUGCCUGGAAGAUGAAGAGGAUGUCAUUGGAGACGAUGAUGUAGAUGACACUUACAAGAUCGUGAACAAGGUUGCAGUGUCUUUCACUGGUAGACUGGGGGAUUUUGAAGAGGCAAGCUCAACACCACAAGAGUCAGAAGAGGCAGAGCCAGAAGAUGCUGAGGAGGACCAAAGUCAUCUGAUUGUACUGGGACAUUGA